GCAAAGGGUCAGUUUUAGUUGUGAGCCUGUUGAAAUUUUCCAUCAUUAAUGACAUUUGUCCACAGAGAUGGCAUCCCCAGACUCAAAUCACCCUGAAAUGACCGUUGUAGGCCUUCAUGGAACCAAUCGAGCCAUACACCAUGUGGCGUUUUCAGACUGCCAGAAUGGAUUAGGCAUUAAAAUUGUUGGAAGCUGUCAAGAUCAAUCUGAAGAAGAGUAUGGAAUUUUCAUAAAGGAGAUAUUGCCAGAGAGGAUAGCUGCUACAGAUAAUCAAUUGUGUAUUGGAGAUUUGAUUUUAGAAGUCAAUGGCCAAAAAUUAUGUGGUGUAACCACUGAAAGAGCUGCUGACAUACUACAGAUGGCAUCGGCAACCAAUUAUGUGUCUUUACUUAUUGUGAGAGAUGAAGAUACAAAGAAAGAAUUUCUGGCCUUGAUGGGGAGGUACAGUUCACACAAUAACACAAACUCAAGAAGGAAUUCCCCAACACAGCUCCUAGCUGGUGUUGAUAGCUUUUCUUCAGGAUCAUCUUCAAGGUCAACGAGUCCUCCGCCAUUGCAUCCAAAGGACCCUGGGACAAGGCCCCCGGGAAGGCCUGCUGUGGUAACUUCCCUUCAAGCUACCACAAAUGACAGCAUAUUUCAGAUUAUCAGUGUUUCCAAGGAAACGGGUCUCGGCUUGCACGUUGUAGGAGGCAUUGACAAGAAUGAAGGGCCCUUGGUGUAUAUUCUGGCAGUUAUUCCUGGAGGUGACUGUCAUAAGGAUGGUCGACUGAAACCUGGGGACCAGCUUGUAUCUAUUAAUGAGGAAUCAUUGAUUGGAAUCACCUAUGAAGAGGCAAGAAAUCUAAUCAACAGAACAAAGCCGAGAUCAAAUACCUCUUGGGAGAUAGCUUUCGUUCGACGUGAUUCUGAUCCUGGUCAGAUAGAAAAUAUGCAGCCAUUCUCCAAUCUGCCAAGUUCAGAGAGAUGUGGACUACAGAAUAAUCUACCGAGCCUCAGUCCAACAUUGACUUCUAAUAAGAAUGUUGCUGCCGAGAAGUCUGUUCUGAAUAUGAUGAAAACUGGAUUCAAGAAAGGAGAGCAAUUUUCAGCCUUUUCUACAGACAACAGUUCCAUUGAUGUAUCAGCUGGGGCAGUAGCCCCCUCCUGGAGAAUUGAUUAUGGACCACAAAGAAGGAAGAUUUCCCUCAAUCCCUCAGUUCGCCUCAAAGCAGAUAAACUAGAGAUGGCUCUGAAGUAUCUUGGGAUUCAGUCUACAGAAGAACAGCAAGAAAUCCUAAGGCAACAGCUAGCAAAGGAUUCCGAGGGAACAGUCUGUUUUGGAGAUUUUGUUCAGGUGGCAAGAAAUUUAUUCUCUCAGCAACUGGAUGAGGCUGGUCAAGGCCCCGUACAUGAAAUUGCUAAAUUAUUAGAUUCACAGAUUUUAUCCUGUGACCUUCCAGAAAGACACAAAAUGGAAGAACUUAGGAAAGAGAAAAAUGAAGCUUUGAAAGAAAUACAUCAACUGAAGGAAGAAUUGGCAGAGUCAGAACGUGCGAGAAGACAACUAGCUGAAGAGCUGCAGAUUACCAAACAAGAAGCCAAGGCAUCUGUGGAGGAGACAAGAACCUUGCGAAGCAGAAUCCAUCUUGCAGAAGCUGCCCAAAAGCAAGCUCAUGGAAUGGAACUGGACUACGAGGAAGUAAUCCAUUUGUUGGAGGUAGAAAUAACCAAGCUGAAGGCUCAGCUUGCUGAUCACAGUGGCCAAAAUAAAGAGAGCGUGCAAGAUUUAAGGAAGAGGAUUACUGUGCUUGAUUGUCAGUUAAGAAAAUCUGAAACGGCCAAGAAGACUUUUGAGGUAGCAACUGAAAAGUUGCUGCAAUUUAUCGAGACUUUACCUGAAAUACUAUUGGACAGCAGUAGUCCUCCAGUCACUUUAAGUGACAGGAAAGCCACGAUCUCUUCAAAAAUGCUUCUUGCACAUCUGGGACGGAAUGGCCGCACUCUUGCAGCAUCUCUUGCGACAGAAGCCAAAGAACUUGCUAGAUCUGUCCGUGCCCUUCUAGAAGCAGAUUGUCUGCCUUAUGGAUGGGAGAAGGCCUAUACAGCUGAUGGAAUCAAAUAUUUCAUCAACCAUGUGACACAAACAACAUCCUGGAUCCAUCCUGUCACUAAUGUCCUUGCCUUGUCAUGCUUGGAAGGGAACGAGGAUGAUGGUUUCAGAGAGCUUCCGGAUCCCCAAACUGGAGAUCAUAGAUGAAAGACAACCACUUCCAACAGUUUAUUCAUCAACUGAAAUGAAUAAAAGCUUAGUUAUUGUUUCUGUGUAACAGGUUUUAAGGGUAAACAAAUGCUUUCAGAGUAUCAGUAUUAUACAGAAGAACCAGUUUCACAUUCCAUGAGUUUAAUUUUAAUAUUCUUUAUGUCCCCAUCAUUUCAAAUUCAUAUUUUUUUCAAAACAACCAUGGAAACCUCCUUGCAUUCCAAAUAAUUAUUGCUAAUAGCAGAUGUGAGGGACUAAAGCUGGCCCAAGAGCUAGAUUGUUCCUUACACAUAUCCUACUGCAUUCUCUUCAACAGUGCUGAGUCUCUCAGGCUAGUCUUACCAUGAAGUAAAUUUAAGGAAGUAGAUUCAGAAAGUUUUGGGGUGUUAUAGAAAGGUAACAAAAACAGUUGUUGGGUCUGGGCGGUUGUUUUUGUUUUUGCUUUUUUGUGACUUCAAGUCAGUGUUGACUCCUGGUUUCUGCCUCGACAAGCCCCUGAAGUUUUCUUGGCAAGGUUUUUCAGAGGUGUUUUGCCAUCACCACCUUCUUUCUAGGGCUGAGAGAUGGUGACUGACCCAGGGUUCCCCAGCUGGCUUUGUGUCUGAGGCAGGACUAGAACUCACCGUCUCCUGGUUUCUAAGCUGUUGCCUUAACCACUACACCAAACUGGCUCUCUGGUUAUUUACUUAGCUAUUGCAUUUUUAGUGGAAGGGAUGGCAGGGAGACACUUGAAAAUCUUCUUCCUGUAAACCAGAAGGAUUAAUUCCACUGGAGUAAUUUCCAUUGGAGUUGGGUAACCAGUCAGCACUAUUUGUUCUUUUAGAUCUAGAAAUAUCAGUCUAGCCACUCUAUACAUCUGAUAAAGUGAGAUGCUUCUCACAAAAGCUUAGGGCUUUUAAUAAAACUUGUUAGUUAGAAAAGAUGCUACCGGACUCCUCCUGAUUCCUUGCCACCAUAGACUAGCACGGCUGUCUUCUUACAACAUCUCUACCAGAAGAAUGAGGUACCUGUCCAACUCCUUAGUUUCACAGCUUUUCCAAUCAGUUAUCAAUACAUAAACUCAAGUAAUUAGCUGAGCAGUUUUGUCUUAUACUCAGCCAUAGUAACAUUUCAGCAACCUGGAGAUGUUUGGGGUUUUUUAACCCAUUAAUUAAUGGCUCUUCAAAAGUAGGUCACUACGUCCAGUGUAUUUCUUUAUCUUAGCAUCAUAUUGUUGGUCGGAUAAGUUGCCAUUGCCUCACAUCUUUCAUGAACAGAUUAUGUUCUGUUUAAAAGCAAAAUGUUCUCCAGCCCUGACUUACUUGCCUUUCUGCUUUAAGUUAUAAGAUGUAUUUCAUUAUGCAGACAGCUGCAAAUAGGAUAUGUAGUCUGAAAAUAUAGUGCCUUAGCAAUUUGUAUUAGUAAAGUUCUUAAUGUUUUUUUAUAACAAAAUUAGCCUAAUUUUUAACUUCCUUUUUUUUUAUUUCCCAGAUUAUGAGCCUGCCAAUUUCUCACUUUUUCUUUUUGCACAUGAUAUAACAGGCUAGUGACAAACAAUGUACUGUCAUUGUGUUCAGUCUUAAUAGAUGAAUAAAUGAGAUUUGUUUCAA
This is a messenger RNA of Candoia aspera, 3831 nucleotides long. RefSeq names its product syntaxin binding protein 4 (gene STXBP4). Lineage: Eukaryota; Metazoa; Chordata; Lepidosauria; Squamata; Candoiidae. The transcript has 23 exons. Gene Ontology annotation, cellular component: cytoplasmic vesicle. The record is from RefSeq and is a predicted model, not a curated record. The coding region runs from base 68 to 2239 and encodes 723 amino acids. Gene Ontology annotation, molecular function: syntaxin binding. Gene Ontology annotation, biological process: regulation of insulin secretion involved in cellular response to glucose stimulus; insulin receptor signaling pathway.